AUGAAAGCCGAGUUGGCAUUAGUAAGAGAACGAAUUGCUUGGACUCGUAGACAGUUAUGCAGAGUGGAUCAACGUAUUUUAUCUCUGAAUGAACAAUUGUGGAUGACUUUAAAUGAAGAACACUAUGCGACAGCUAAAAGAAUAAUCUCUGCGUCUUCUACGAAAACUUUCAACAAAGCACGUUCCACUCAUGCAGUGACUCAGAUUGCCAAAUUCACAAAAUUGACGUCCUUUGGUCGGACGCAUCGCAGACAAGAAGAUUUGGCCAGUCAUCCACUACAACGCACCGUUAUCAAUAUGAGUGCUAGAAGGCUUACGCCGGUUGAAGAAGAUGUCUUGGCUCUUGGAUUAAAUUUCGCUGUGGUACCCCGUGUUCUUCCUAAAGAAGAAUUCGUACAACGUCUGGAACCGAAGUUAUACCACAUGACGAACGAUGAAGCUAGUAACAUCCGCGUCCAAAUCACCGAGGUUCUACGACGUGCAACGCUUCCAGCUUCGAAUUUAACCAAGAAUAAGAAGGAUACAUUGAAAAACUUAAGAGCAGAUAAGUCAAUACAUAUUUUAAAGGCUGAUAAGGGUAACGCUACGGUUAUUUUAGAUCGUCUAGAAUAUGAUAGUAAAAUCCUGGCUCUUUUAAACACUUCAACUUAUAAAGAGCUUAAAAGAGACCCUACAGCUAACAUUGAACGUAAAUAUGUUCCAAACUAUCUGGUUUUAAAAAGGCAGGUAUUUUGUCUCAAACACUUCAUAAUUGUUUGAGACCUUCAGCUACUGUUUGUCCAAAAUUUUAUGGUUUACCUAAGAUACAUAAACCUAAUGUCCCACUAAGACCUAUUGUAGCGUCCAUAGGUUCGCCAACGUAUGCCCUGGCUAAAUAUCUCGCUGAGAUAUUGAAACCAGUUGUUGGAAAAACAGAACAUCAUGUAGUAAAUUCUAAAGAAUUUGUAACAAAAAUGGAACAAAUUAGAUUGGGUAUAAGAAUGACAUUCUGGUAAGUUUUGACGUAGUUAGCUUGUUCACUAAUGUUCCAGUUGAAGAGGCUUGUAAUAUCGCGAAAGAAAGACUUCUUUCAGAUAUUACAUUAUCUCAAAGAACUAAUCUUUCUCCUGAGAAUGUUCAUGAUUUGUUGAAACUAUGUUUGACCACGACAUGUUUUCAAUGGCGGGAGAAAUUCUAUGAACAAACAAACGGCGCUCCAAUGGGAAGUCCAUUGUCGCCUGUUAUGGCUAAUUUGUUCAUGGAGGAAUUUGAAAAGAAGGCCUUAGCUACUGCAAAGUUGAAACCAGGUUUCUGGUUCAGAUACGUGGAUGAUACAUUGAGUAGCUGGUCUCAUGGACUAGAUAAUUUACAAAAGUUUCUAGACCACAUUAAUAGUUUGCAUCCAUCGAUCAAGUUUACUUUUGAAGUACAGAAGGAUGAUAAAACUAUACCGUUCUUAGAUGUUCUUUUCACUAUACAUGAUGAUGGGUCGCUAGGACAUAAGGUUUAUAGGAAACCAACACAUACAAACAGGUAUCUGCAUUAUAAUUCAUUUCAUCAUCCUAGUAUUAAAAACUCUGUGUGUAAGACACUCAUCAACCGAGCGAAAACAAUUUGUGAGGUAAGUAACAUUGACGAUGAAUUAGAACAUUUAAGAAAUGUUCUAAAAAUGAAUGGUUACCCACGGCAUUUCAUAGAUAAUGCUAUGAAAACGCCACAAAGUAUACAGCAGAAGAUUGAAUAUCAGUCGUCUGUUUGUCUACCAUACAUUGGUCCGGCUUCACACAAAAUCGAAAGAAUUUUGAGGAAUGAACCAGGUAUAAAGGUAUACCAUUCCAGCGAAAACAAAUUGUUUCGAGCUCUUUGCACACAUAAGGACAACGUAAAUGAAUCUCAGAAACCUGGUGUGUACCGCAUUCCUUGUGAAUGUGGUCUGGUUUACAUUGGUGAAACUGGUCGAAAUCUCUCAGUACGUCUUAAGGAACACAAGACGAAUUGCGAGAAAGCCGAGCAAGAUAAAUCUGCUGUGGCUAAACAUACUUGGACUUACGACCAUCGUAUAAAAUGGGACGAAGCAACCAUUUUGGCGAUUGAUAGUCAUAAGUUCUCUCGCAAAAUGAGAGAGUCAAUUGAAAUCGAGAAGCACAAUACUAUAGAUCAGGAGGGAAAGCCACUAGAUAGUACGUGGCGUGCUCUCUUUAAUGUGCAAAAUGAAUUUCUCUUGUCUUGGACACAGAAUAGGAAGUUAUACCAGAAGCGUAACUCGAGCAAAUAUUUGUCCGCGUUUUUACAAGCGAUUCGUCAUCAAUCACGCCAUCCUGGCUAGUACAACCGGCACUUUGUACCUACCAAAUUCUGAUAAAAACUUCCGGCUGUACUAGCCAGGAUGGCGUGGCCUGACGUGAGCGAGUUAAAAUUUUCGUGGACGUCAAACAAUAAGGGAAACGACUAGAGUUACGCUUCUGGUAUAACUUCCUAUUCUGUGUCUUGGAUGCGCGCGCGUUAAUUGGAAUCACUUCACUACGUUUGAAAUGACGUGGUUGAUGUGCCGUUUAAUUAAAUUUCAAAUGACGCGAGCCAACAGAUCACGACACUCUUGUAUCACAGAAUAGGAAGUUAUACCAGAAGCGUAACUCUAGUCGUUUCCCUUAUUGUUUGACGUCCACGAAAAUUUUAACUCGCUCACGCCAUCCUGGCUAGUACAACCGGAAGUUUUUAUCAGGUUUUGCUAGGUACAAAGUGCCGGUUGUACUAGCCAGGAUGGCGUGAUUGAUGACGAAUCGCUUGUAAAAACGUGGACAAAUAUUUGCUUGAGUUACGCUUCUGGUAUAACUUCCUAUUCUGUGCUUGUAUAUAAAAAGAGCGUGUGAAUUAAACAAGUCACAUAUUAUUAGCACUGAUGAAGAUCCGGGCUUACGGAUCGAAAGCUUUGCAGUAAUAAAUUUACGUGGUGUUUCCACAAACAAAAACAAUUAUCGCUUCUCCUGUUUUACAAUUAUGCCGUCAAAGGAGCCCCUGGGAAAGUUUUGCCUCGGGUUCCGCACAACCUUUCGGCGGCCCUACUGAACGGUUUCUACGAACAGAUUACACGCCGGACAACGUAUUUUUAGUGUGAUACCUACCUAGACAUGCGUAUUACCUAGAUACGUUCUGUUCUAGUUCUGUUGUGAUUUGGGGUGUGAUUUUAUUGUUGAUAUUAAUAUUACGAGUAUAGAGUUGAGAGUAUAGAUUUUCAAAGAUAGUGGGAUGUACCGUCGACUCGGUACACUGCUCUUAUCGAUUAUAUACUCAAUCUACUGCAUUGUACAGCACUGCAUUGCACUGUUCAGUACAUUACUGUGCGGUACCACUCUGUGGCGGUACUGAUGGUUCGGUCCAUUGUUCAGGCUUUCUUUUAUUUUUUGUUUCGGCAUUCAGUAUAUCAGGUGAUUUGACGGUGGGCAAAGGACUGGGACUAGCAAUAGAAUAGAAAUCCAUUUUCGUACCUUUAAUCACUUGUCACGCCCUGAUUCUUUUGUGAAACUGUUUGAAACUUUGUGUCUGUGUCUUGCACAAGGAAAUGAAUGUCUGGGACAAAUUUGAAAUAGAAAUCUAAUAUCGUUGAUGAGAUAUUGAGUAAUUUUAAACCAGAAAUGGAUUUCUAUUUUACAACUAGUGACAGGCCUUUUCCGAGAUCACCUGGUAGUAUACCGCUAUAAGUGUGAUCACUCUAGCAAAAUUGACUGUAUAUAUAGCCAUUAUAUAUGAGCCAUGCUUUAGGAAUAGACCCAUUGCACUGACGUCACAAAUCCCUAGAGUGUCCUCCAGAUGCUCCCUAACAAUAUCUGUUCGGGUACAACAACCACAUACAGCGCAAAAAUUAACAAUUUUAAUACAAAAUUAUUAUAAACUUUUACAACAUUUGCUUUGUUUACAAAAGUUAUACUAUGCAUAGAUUGCUAAUUUGUCCUCCAGAUGCAUCGUCACCGGCGCUGUGACGCCAUGUGCAAUGGGUCUAUAGUGUACUUGAGUUGGAUUUUCGGCUGGCCCAACAAGAUCCAACACGUAAUUAGUGAAAUAGUGAAACCUGAGUAUUUUGGCAAUAUAACGCAAUGCAAUACAGACAUACAGCAUGCAUAACUGUAAGAAACACAACACUAACCGUAUAAUAGUCUAUUUUAAAUUGCUUCUUCAGCUCCAUCUUUAUCUUCGAAAUCCACGUUGCUUCACCGACCGAACUUUCCUGCAGAAAUUAACAAGUAAGGAAGAAUUUUUGUUUCUAACACUAAAAUAGCCAAGUACUGCGAAUUGAACACGGCACAGCAUGAACAUUUUUUAGUCCUUGCUGUCUGAAGUGCCUUUUCUUUGUUUUAAAUUAUAAAUAUAUAGUUAGUAUACUCUUAUAUUUACAUUCAUAGUUAUAUAGUAUAUUACUACAUGUAUUUAGUUAUAGGGCCUAUUAUUAUUACGGUAUUAUUACCUACAGCUGUACUGUUAUAAAUAAAUAUAGACUAAAUAUAUGAAAGUACUUACAGUAUUGUGUAUCGUAUGUGGGGAUGAGAACUACUUGUAUAUAUAUCGUUAACGUCCCGAAUACUGACCGUCCUUAAUCAUUGGACCGAUUUUGCACUCACCUGCGUCCCAAUUGCGUAAAUAUCAUGACCUACGACUUCCAUGAUCUUUAAAUCAUUUAUCGUUUCUCCAGUACCACUGCAUGUCAACCAUGACUCUAUCUUUUGUGGUGAAGCACUUCCUUUAGUUAAAAUAUUAUUUAAUAGUUAUUUAAUGAAGAUCGAGAGAGUCAAUUAAGUCAAGGUAGAAGAGAGAACGGUUCAGAAGAUGCCGAGGACAUACAAAGCGUGCAAAAUCAGAUGCUAGAAUUAGCGAUCGAGGACGAAUUGCUGGACUGUAAUGAAGCGGAACCAAGCAGG
This is a messenger RNA of Paramuricea clavata, 4889 nucleotides long. NCBI's taxonomy places the organism in Eukaryota, Metazoa, Cnidaria, Anthozoa, Malacalcyonacea, Plexauridae. The record is from the annotation of a GenBank genome assembly.